Messenger RNA from Amborella trichopoda, 3027 nucleotides. NCBI's taxonomy places the organism in Eukaryota, Viridiplantae, Streptophyta, Magnoliopsida, Amborellales, Amborellaceae. The record is from RefSeq and is a predicted model, not a curated record.
UUUGAAUGUGUCCAAGACCUGCCUUUUUUGUUUCUUGCUAGAUGGGUAUAAGUGAUUCUGUUCAUCACAACCGAUAUCAUCUGUUUUGCUCUAGGUUGUUUUUUUGCCAAAAGUUGGUGUAUUGAUCUGCUAUUGACAAUUGAAGGAAUGGAUAGUUCAUGGUGUGAGAUUUAUUGAAGUAAUUGUUUUUAAUUUUUUAGGGAGUCUUUCAUUUACUCUCUAUUGUCAUUUUAGGGCGUGAAUGAUUGUUAUGGGAAACCUGUGCUCUACAUUUUGCAACUUUCACUAUCACUUGCUAAUCUUCCAGCAUGUUAUCAAACACAGAAAUUAGGAACUUCUUUAACUUCCUAGGAGGUUAUCAAACACAAAAACUAGGAACUUCUUUAACUUCCGCAGAGAUUAUCAAACACAGAAACCAGAAACUUCUUACAGUAACUUCUAUCUUCCCAGCAGGGAGGAACUUCCAAUUUACAGUUCAUGAACUUGCUUCCAGUUAUGAAACAGGUCCUUAAUGAGAGAGAACUAUCGAAGGGAGCACGGUUUUAGUGAGAGAGACCACCCACGAGAGCAUAGAGCAAAAUUUUAGUGAGAGAUUGAGAUACUCGUUAGAUAUAGAGAGACAGGGUUCAAGGGAGAGAGGGACUUACCAAACAUAAAAGUUUUGAAAUUUCAGUCAGUAAUCAAGUGGCUAUGGCAUUUGAGAGAGAAAAAGGGAGGAAGACUUGUUAAUGAGAGAGAGUAGAGAGAGUUUUAUGUAGUUCAUGGCAUUUGAUAGAGAGAGAAAAAGGGAGGGAGACUUCUUUAGAGAGAAAGGGAGGGAGAUUUUAUAUAUACUUGGAAUCAGGACUCUAUAUCGAUCGUGACUGUAAAAUCAGGGAAGUUUUUUUCCAAUUGUUGAUGGUGGUGUAGAAUCAUGGGAAUUUUUCUCAAUUUUUGAGGGCUCCGGAAUUCAAGAAUACGUAGAAUUCCUCUUUUAUAUACAUGCGGCUAAAUGCUUUGCUUCACUCUCUCUCUACAUGAUAUCAGAAUGGUCAUCUUCAAGCGGGCAAUUUCUUCUUCACCUGCCCUCUCCACACCGCUUUCACGCUCCGUUAAUGAGAUUGUCGACAUGUUUCGAGUCCCAAAUCUACAGACCAAGUUUCAAGUCCAGCCAGAAAGCCGGAACGCACUAAGGAAGGACCAUUCAAUCCGCACAUUAGAUGAAAGGUUUAUCAAAAUACUGAAAAUUUUCAAAUGGAGUCCGGAUGCAGAGAAAGCCCUUGAGGUUUUGAAAUUGAGAGUGGACCAUAGAUUGGUCUGUGAUCUCUUGAAGAUAGAUAUAGAAAUUGGAGUUAAAAUCAAGUUCUUUAAGUGGGCUGGAAAGAAAAAGAAUUUUGAGCACAAUUCAACCACUUACAUGGCUCUGAUAGAUUGCUUGGAGGAAGCCAAAAUGGUGGGUGAGAUGUGGGGUGUAAUUCAAGAAAUGGUUAGAAGCUCUUGCCCAUUCAACUCAUCUGAAUUGUCGGAAUUAAUUAGAAUUCUUGGGAAGGCCAAAAUGGUAGAGAAAGCCUGUUCUAUCUUUUACCAGAUCAAGGCUCGAAAGUGUUGCCCCACUACAUAUACUUACAAUUGCUUGCUUAUCUUGCUGAUGCAAGAGAACCACCUUGAGAAGGUCCACGAGCUUUAUAAUGAGAUGUGCAAUGAGGACAAUUGUGUACCUGACACUAUGACUUACAAUGUUCUUAUCUCUGCUUUCAGCAAACUAAACCGAGGUGACAUAGCAUUUAGGCUUUUUGAAGAAAUGAAGGAGAACCGACUCCAACCCACUUCAAAGAUUUAUACCACAUUGAUGGAUCUUUCUUUUAAAUCGGGGAGUUUUGAUAAGGCAUUGGCUUUGUUCGAAGAGAUGAAAGAAAAGAAUUGUGCCCCAAGUGUUUUUACAUACACCGAGCUGAUAAAAGGACUUGGUAAAGCAGGUAAAGUUGAGGGGGCUUACCAAAUAUUUCAUGAUAUGCAGGCCAAGGGUUGUAGGCCUGAUGUUGUCCUGAUGAAUAACUUGAUAAAUAUUUUGGGGGAGGCAGGUAAGCUUGAUGAUGUGCUUAAAAUUUUUGGGCAAAUGGAGACAUUUGGAUGCCCCCCAAAUGUGGUGACCUACAAUAGUGUCAUAAAAGCUCUCUUUAAGUCAAAUGCUCCGGCAUUUGACGCCACUUGUUGGUUCAAAAAAAUGAAGGAAAAGGGUAUUACUCCUAGUUCUUAUACAUACUCAAUUCUUAUUGAUGGGUUCUGCAAGGCCAGGAGGUUGGAGAAAGCACUACUGCUGCUUGAGGAGAUGGAUGAGAAGGGUUUUCCACCUUGUCCAGCUGCUUAUUGUAGUCUGAUAGAUGCUCUCGGAAAAUCAAAGCGCUAUGAAGCUGCAAAUGAAUUGUUUCAAGAAUUGAAAGAGAAUUGUGGGUCUUCUAGUUCUAGGGUAUAUGCUGUGAUGAUUAAGCACUUUGGCAAAAGUGGGCAUAUAAAUGAAGCAAUCGGUCUAUUUGAUGAAAUGAAGAGACUUGGCUGUACUCCAGAUGUCUUUUCAUAUAAUGCUCUCAUGUCUGGCAUGGUGAGGGCGGGCAUGGUUGAUGAAGCUUAUUCCUUGCUUAGACAGAUGCAAGAAGAAGGAUGCAAGCCUGAUAUCAAUUCUUAUAAUAUUAUUUUGAAUGGGAUAGCCAGGGCUGGUGGCCCUAAACAAGCAAUGGAUAUGUUGACAAGAAUGAAAAUUUCAGUAAUCAAGCCUGAUGUGGUAUCUUACAAUACGGUCCUUGGAGCUCUUAGUCGUGCUGGUAUGUUUGAGGAGGCUGCUAAGGUCAUGGAAGAGAUGAGUGAAAAAGGUUUUAAGUAUGAUCUUAUUACGUAUUCCUCGAUACUUGAGGCCAUUGGGAAAGUAGAUGAAGAAGUAAAGCUCUUAGUUAAGUGAUUUUGAAUUGGUCCCUUCCAAUCAAGAAGAAACUUCACAAUCGCAGCAUUGUUGGAAGCAGCAGCAACAUGAAGUGGUGUCUGAGCCAUCUGGAA